AUGGCAGACACUGAUCCACUACCGGCGUAUGAAUCCCACGACUCAGCUGUCCUUCCCGCCAAGCAAGAAUUAUUGCGGGACGAGCAACCCUCGAGCCGGUCCGUCGAUCAUAUAGAGCAGCCGGUUGCAGUUCACAAGGGUCCGACUGGCACGCGAUUUUCAGAAUUUGAUAUAUUUCGACAUGCCAUCGCAGAACCGGACCAAACACGGCUCAUCGAGAAGUUGAGGGCACUACACUCCCCUGAAUACGCCGCUUCAUUUUCAACGUCUCCUCUGGACAUCGAAUAUCUCGCCCAACAAUGUCUGGGCUGGAUCCUCAACGAAGACGUCCCGCACCAUGAGACAAAUCUUGUAUCCCGGCUCACCAGCCACGCCUUGGCACAAGCUCUCGAAGGCAGCUUGGACCCUGCAACGAUCUCGACAUUUCAGGACUUCAUCCUCGCUACAACGCUCGCAUACACGGCAUGGCGCGACCAAAGGAUCCCGUCACAGCGGCUGUCAGUCCACGACCUGCACCGAGCAAGCUACCUAGCCGGCUCGUCACUUCUCCAAAAGCUCGACCAGCAUCUUCACUCAGACACGCUUGACAAAGCCCCAAGACCAACGCUUCAGGCACUAUUCCUCGUCCUGUUCGGCACAACACUAGGAGUGGCCUACUCGACACAGGUGGGCGGCCGGCCCACCGCAGACUCGACGGACCUGAUCGGCAAGGUCCUCACGGAAAGCCCCACCCCCUACAUCACCAUGAAGGAGCGCCUCUGCCACCUCCUCGCCGACAAGCUGGCCCUCCUCACCGGGCUCCUCUGGGAAACGCUCGACACCGCGGCCACGCGCGGGUGUGUCCUCGAUGGGUGUCUUAUGGGUCGGUGGAACCGAUCCGGUCAGUGGGUCUGGGGCAACCUCAUGCCUCACUACACAUGGCCACCGAGUGACCACUCGUUGGACUGGCUUGUGCACCGCCCCGGGGGCACGUUCCAUCCUACGCCGCGGGCCGCCGUGAUGAGGUGCCCCGAGGUCUUGAGCCCGCUGAUGCCGAGCAUGGACUCGUCGGACAGGGGGAAACGGAGGUCCAUGUUGGUGGUCGGUCCAAGUUCGCAUGGGCAGCAUAUGUACGCUCGGAUGAGGACGCAUACUGGAUCUGAUGGGCCGUCCCUUUUCGUCUAG
Diaporthe citri is the source of this 1164-nucleotide messenger RNA. RefSeq lists its product as uncharacterized. The coding region runs from base 1 to 1164 and encodes 387 amino acids. Lineage: Eukaryota; Fungi; Ascomycota; Sordariomycetes; Diaporthales; Diaporthaceae. The record is from RefSeq and is a predicted model, not a curated record. The transcript is spliced from 2 exons.